Molecule: messenger RNA, 1174 nt
Organism: Prorocentrum cordatum
Lineage: Eukaryota; Dinophyceae; Prorocentrales; Prorocentraceae
Source: the annotation of a GenBank genome assembly
AUGGUGCGGGAGGUGCUCACUGGUGUCGCGGCGGCCCGAUGCGCGGCAGACAACCUGGUGAGACGGCUGGACAGGGAGCUGCGGGGGGCGAAGGCGGUCAUCGCCAGCCUCCGCGCGCAGCUGGAGUGCGGGUCGCGCGGCGACGCCGCGGAGGCGGAAGCCCUCCGCCGCGAAGCCAUCGCGCGGCCCGCCUUGGUGGCGCGCGUCCGCGGACGCCGCGAGACCAGGGCGCAGCGGCAGAGGCGGAACGUCGCGUGGCAUGCCGAGCACUACCCGUCGGCCGACCCCCCGCCGCAGGACCCCACUGCGUUCUGCGCCCAGCCGUACCUUCCCCAGUGGGCGCGCUGGGCCGCGCUGCUGGAGGAGCUCGGCGUGGCGCAGCUGGCCGAGCAGGGCUCCGGCGAGGACGGCGCAGGGUGCACCGAGGCGGUAGAGACCGACGCGGCGGUUUUGGCGAGCCCGCCUGGCGACGCGGUGGAGCUCAUGGCCGGCGGCUCCGAGGUUGGCCCCGAGGAGCAGGGCGAGUCCGAGGGGAGCGGCGUGGCGCCCGUGCCGUGCGGGCUGCUCGGCGACAGGAGGGCCAGCGAGCUGGGCGGGGCUGUUCCUGUCGGGCAAGGGUGUGCGAGGGUCAAGCGGGUAUCCUUCGCUCCGUGGCCCGACGUCACCGCCUUGGAGGUGGGAGCCCUGGGAGGCCCGCUCGGCGUGGCAGGUGUUCUUCGGCAUGGCCCUGCCCCGCAGUGGGCGGGCCCAGCUUGGACGAGCCAGGCGAAGGCCGUCGACCUGAUGCACCUCUGCGAGUGCGAGAGGUCCGGCAUCUCCGCGAGGCCUCGUCGGCGACUCACCUGGAGAGUGCGUUUCGCCGAGGGGCCUGGGCGUGAGGGGCCCGUGGCCGUGGGCGCUGCGGCGCCGCGGCCGCCGCCUGUGGCCGUCGUGCAGGAGCCCGUGGGAGGUUCGGCCAUCGAGCACGCCGUCGGCAUGGAGCCCCUGGUCGCGGACUCCGUCGGCUGCGCCGCGGGCGAUGGCCACUCGGGCUCGGAGCGCGGGUUCGUUUCAUUCCUGGACGACUUCUCGGUGGCGGCGGUGGCGUGUGCGGCCCAGGGGCCGAAGUCGGGAGUUGAGUCACUCCUGGACUGGGCCGAGGCCCGCGCCCUCGGAAUCCGCCUCGGCAGUGCAG